Hyposmocoma kahamanoa is the source of this 3043-nucleotide messenger RNA. It is a transcript of the gene Orp8, whose product is annotated as oxysterol-binding protein-related protein 8-like. Gene Ontology annotation, cellular component: membrane; intracellular membrane-bounded organelle; cytosol. The transcript is spliced from 13 exons. Gene Ontology annotation, molecular function: sterol binding. Bases 22 to 1731 code for a protein of 569 amino acids. The record is from RefSeq and is a predicted model, not a curated record. NCBI's taxonomy places the organism in Eukaryota, Metazoa, Arthropoda, Insecta, Lepidoptera, Cosmopterigidae.
AGUAUAUUCUCAUUGUUAAAAAUGAAGAAAUUAUCCAGACAAUUUUCGGAACCCACGCAGUUUGGCAGUUUGCACUUGAAGAGAAAGUUUUCUGUUGACUCUGCACUUUUGACGGAUUACAACAAGAAGCGAGAUGUCUGUGAUGUUUUUAAUCAAAUUGAUACUGUUAGGGUUAAUGGAGAGUUAGCAGGUGCAGCAUCAGAUACUGACAGCGAAGUUUCACAAGGAGGCAUGGCCGACCAUGCCGCCGAUGAAGAUAGAGUGACCAAAGAGACGGAGCGGCCUAAAGGACGUAAGGCAGCGAUUAUUGAAAGGCUCGAGAGUUUGUACAUUGAGGACCCUGACAGAGAGACCGGCGCCGCCGGAGAACUAGUAGAAGAAGUUGCGGAAGAAAACAAGUCACUCCUAUGGUUCCUGCUUAAGCAAGUAAGGCCAGGCAUGGACCUGAGCAAAGUCGUUCUGCCUACUUUUAUUCUAGAGCCCCGAUCUUUUCUCGACAAACUAUCUGAUAAUUACUACCAUGCGGAUAUGUUGACUCAAGCCCAAACUCUAGAAGACCCCUAUCUUCGUUUCAAAUGCGUGUUGCGAUGGUACCUCUCAGGGCUCUAUCGUAAGCCCAAAGGCCUUAAGAAACCAUACAACCCUGUCCUGGGAGAAUCGUUCCGCUGCCGUUGGAAACACAAGUCUACUGAUAACUACACUUAUUACAUUGCUGAGCAGGUUUCCCACCAUCCACCAAUGUCCGCGUUUUAUGUGUCCAAUAGGAAAGAAGGAUACAUCAUAGAAGGCAGUUUGCUCGCUAGGUCGAAAUUCUAUGGAAAUUCGACUUCAGCAAUUCUCGAAGGCGGGGCCAGGGUGCAUCUCCUAAACUGGGGAGAGACAUACUUUACAACAGCACCAUAUGCACACUGCAAAGGCAUUGUUAUAGGCACCUUGAGUAUGGAGUUGGGUGGAAAGAUUCAAGUUAUCUGCCAAGAAACAGGUUAUCAUGCUGACGUAGAGUUCAAAUUAAGGUCAUUCCUUGGCAGUUCUGAUCAAACGAACGCGAUAUCGGGGCGCAUUAAGAAAGGCAAGGACAUCAUCGCCGCUGUAGAGGGAUAUUGGGAUGGCAGAGUUGAGAUCAAAGACAAGAAGACGGGGGUGGCGGCGACGGAGCAGAAGACUAUAAUAGAGGAGCGCCAGCGUGAGUUAGCCCGCAGCGCAACCAACGCGUGGACGCCGAGGUUCUUCCACAAGGACUCCAGUACGAUGCCGCCAGAAGGAUUGAUCGAUCACGGUUGGAGAUAUAACUACGUGAAUACCGAAGCAUGGCAGUCUACCGAAGUGUACGAGUACGAAGAAGACUUCGUGAUCCGAUCAUUGUCGGGGCCGAGCAUAAGCCGGAUCAGCGAGGUAGGAUCGAGGCACUCCAAGUUGAACUUAAAACCUUGCAAACUGCAAAUCAAGCUCUCCGACUCGGAAAGCCACGACGAUGUGGCAAGACGCUCGAAAACUUCAAGCCGCACCCUGAAACAGUCCUUGCACGCAAUCGAUGCUUCCCUUCGCGAGCAAACAAUCGCUAUUGAGCGACUCUCGAAGACAGUCGAAUCCCUCAGCGAAGGGCAGCGAACCGCCACUCAAUUACAACCACGGAGUAUGGCCACAACUCACGGUUGGGACCUCUUUGGUGGAUUCGUGUUAGCAAUAGUCUUGCAAGCCUUACUUAAUUGGAUGUUCUAUAAUAAAGACUGAUUGCCAGAUAAAAAAACAAUUGCCAGGUUGUAAAUAAUAUUUGCCAGAUUUAAAAUAUAAAUAAUAUUUGCCAGAUUUUACAAAGAAUUAUGAAAAUUACGUGAAACAUUUUAGAAAUUAGUUUCUUUUUGUUAUUCAGGUGAAAAAUCCUAAAUGGGCAAGCGUAUUCUCUAGUGUAAUAUAAAAGCAAGCAAAUUCUGUGGUAAAUGUUUUCAGGGUAAGUGUGCCCCACGGGGUAAGUGUGUCCCGUGAAGUAAAACUAUCCAAUGGGGUAAAUAAAUGCGUUGUAUGUCUAACAGUCAUAUUUCACAAGAAUAGUAGUUUAUAGGGCGUUCGAACUACAUCGUUUUGUACAUGUAUGCUAGAGUAACUUUCGUUUAUACAAUAAAAGAUCGCUAUUGUCAUGUCCUCCCAAGACCCAGCAAAAACGCAAUAGGGAAAUCGCUGACGACUCGCCACUGUACAUUAAAAUGUACUAACGUAUUUUCGGAAUCAUUUCACGUAUUAUGUACCUACAUUUUGAUGUAUACAGGGUUUCAGGAAGUUAAAAAACUCUUAAGGAAAGCCAGUGCGUGGGACACAUUUACCCCAAGACGUUUGGGACACACUAAAAGACACAAUUACCCCAAAUGUGAUUUUAACUGGGUCUAAAUUACUUCGCGUAUUAUGUACAUUUUGAUGUACACGUCAUCUUGGGACGUUCAGAAGCUCUUAGGGGUCAAAUCACACUGAAAGGUCAGCGGUCGGAGGGGAAAUUUUGUUGCAAAGUAUUCCUUAGCUUUUUGAAUCUUAACUUCUAAAUAAAAAAGUUCAAAUUGAUUUGAAGUGAUAAAAUGUACUAUAGACCGGCACCGCGAGCAGCCGCAUGGACUUGUAGCUACUAAUUCAAAGAGGGACCAUGGUAGGUCCACCGACCGCUGCGCGCCUCUGCUCUUUCAAUGUGACUAGACCCUAACAGGCAAAUGCGUGGGGCACAUUUACCCCAAGACGUUGAGGACACGUAAGAAGAUAUGAUUACCUCAAACGUACUAAGAGGUAAAUAAAAUUACUAUGGGGUAAAAAUCUCUAUAUGAUAUACUUGUCCCAAAAGUAGAACAUACUCGUUUAGCAAUAGAAGGGAUAUUUCAAAUCAUUUUCCACGAAACUAAUAUUGUAAAUUGUGUACGAUAUUGAUUUAACUUCCAUUAAUUUAUUACUUUUAAUUUUACUCCGGAAUUCUAUUUAGUCAAGUUAAAUUAUAAAUGACAAUUCUGUCAAUUGAUCUACCCAAACGCUGAAGAAUUAGUUCCUUUGCACUUUCAACAACAAUCAA